Molecule: messenger RNA, 3150 nt
Organism: Lichtheimia ornata
Lineage: Eukaryota; Fungi; Mucoromycota; Mucoromycetes; Mucorales; Lichtheimiaceae
Exons: 11
Coding region: 1-3150 (1049 amino acids)
Molecular function (GO): guanyl-nucleotide exchange factor activity
Source: RefSeq, a predicted model, not a curated record
AUGACUCAAAACUAUGAGCAUCGACCAAGCUUGGUCCAUUCUUUAUAUCAAGAUUUGGAUAUGAUGAUCAAUGAAUUCAGUAACAGCAGUAGCAGUGCCGCCGCCGACGACGACCCUGGCUUCUACCUCUACCCACCCGAGUCGCAGCAGGAACACUCUCACCAUUUAGCUGCACGUCCUGACAACAAUGAAAGCAGCGAUGACAAUGACACGGUGCGUGCGGUUUGUUCAACACCUUCUCUUCAGAAUGCAACCUCCACCAACACCACAGCCACAACAAGACUACCACCUUCUCCUCCACAUGAAAAAGAACACCAUGAUCCUGUUGAACGACUACCGAGUCAACGAUCCACGAAUAGUGAUGUGCCCACCAUACAAGGACUCGAAUCCAGCAACAACUUUGCACUCUUUUCCACUCUUGCCAACGAGUUUGUGCGUCAUGUCCAAGAACUCAACAACACCCGCCGCCUUUAUUGCUCUGAUGAAUAUCCUCUUUGCUUUACAGGCGAGGAAGCAAUGCGGAUCAUGAAAGAAAUUGUCCCAUUUGACUUGAAGGAUGGUCAAUACAAGGAGGUUGCGAGAUCAUUGAUGCACACUUCACCACCACUCAUUACACCAACAAGCUAUGCUGAAAAGUCUUUGAGGAAGAACAAGCUCUAUACGGAUGCAUCCGAGAUUUACACAGUGAUUGGAUUGGAUGAGGAUGAAGGACAAUAUCCACACGGCGUCUAUACCCCGUUUUCCUCGUGUUAUUCUCAGACGUGUACUGCUGGGUCUAUUGGAUGUUAUUCAUUGUCUUGUCCCAACCGCGUAAAGCGUACAGCGUCGAUUGAAUCUGACACACAACGACCUGUUCAAAGAACCAAGUCAGCUACGUCGUCGUCCGUUGCCUCUUCACAUGAUACGGCGUUUUCAAAGGCAUGGCAAGCAAGUGUCCCCGCAGCUAUUAUCAAAGACACUCCCAAGAAGGAGAUUCAACGACAAGAAGCCAUCUAUGAGUUGAUUUACACCGAAGACAAUUACGUGCGUGAUCUUUGCUUGCUGGACGAGAUAUAUGCACGCACUCUUCGAUCCGCCCAAUGUAUUGAUGAGGGACGUCGCGACGCCUUUUGUGAUAAUGUCUUCAGCAAUUACCAAGAACUAUUGGUGAUGCACAAGAACCUCUUUCGUGAAUUACACGACUACCAAACGCUGUGUCAAGUGCGGUCAAAAGGUGGAUUUGUGGAUCGAAUUGGCAACAUCAUGCUUCGCUACGUGGACCGUUUCAUGAAAGCAUAUACCCGUUAUGGUCCGCAUGUUCCAGUCGCUGAGUAUUUGAUCAAACGAGAGACGAGCAACAAUAUCCUAUUUCAGAACUUUGUACGCGAACGUGAGAAACAGGCCGAGUGUCGCAAGUUACCCUUUCGUCACUUUUUGAUCACGCCUCUCAGUCGCCUUCAGCGUUAUCCAUUGUUGAUUAAGGCCAUUCUUGAAAAGACACCUGAGAAUCAUCCCGAUCGACAUGAUCUCAUUCGAUGCGACGAGAUUAUCAGGAGCGUUUGUACACGAACGGAUGAUUUGACAAAGGAGACACGCAUGAAAUUGGCAAUUUACGAAGUCGAUGACAAUUUGCAGUUCAAAUCGGGGACACCUUUUGUGGAUCUAAGGUUAAGAGAAAAGGGCCGUCAAUUAUUACACUCGGGUGUCGUUAAGCGUCGUAUCUACAUGGAAGACAAAGAGCAUCACUUGUACCUGUUUGAUCACUUGUUACUCAUCACCAAACCAAGAGACAACAUUCACUAUGUUUGGAGACGCCCUAUCCCACUCGAGCUGCUCACCGUACGUGAGAAUGCCAAUGGUGUAUCCAACACAAGUCACCGCUCAACAUGGUCUUCAUCCUACCAUUCCACCGCACCUCUAAGUCCACCCGUUACAACGCCACCCACAUCAUCCACGCUCAUCAUUCGACACCUUGGUAAUAAGGAAGGCGAUUAUGUAUUCCACGUACCAGAUGCCCAAACCCGAAAUGAGUGGAAGACAAAGAUCAUGGAUGCAAAGGCAGCAUUUGAGGAGGCACACCCUGAGCGCAAGGUGUUCAAUAUCAAGACUUUGAGCGAUACAACCUUUACAACAGCAAGUGGCCCUGCUAGCAAUGGAAAGGUGACAUGCAGCGCUGCAUUCGUGGGAGCACGUGGACAGCAAAUGGUGGCCAUUGGCACUGAACAAGGAGUAUGGAUGGGUGCAGAGGGCAGCUCCAAUUUGACCAAAGUAUUGAACACUGCCAGUGUGACUCAAUUGGCAGUCCUACAAGAUUAUCACAUCUUUCUCGUGUUGGCAGACAAGGUGUUGAUGGCAUACCCACUUGAUGCAUUGGAUCCAACUUCAACGACGUCAUCACUAAAAUCUCGACAAAAGUUACCAUCCUAUCAACUAGCCAAAAGCGUCUCUUUCUUCCAAGCUGGAGUAUGCGAUCGUCGAGUCAUUGUGGUGGUCAAAAAGAAAAAGGGUGUCGACAGCGUGUUUACGGCAUUGGAACCUGUAUGCGGUGAUUUGAGAGAUUCACGCAAUAGCAAAUACCUGAAUACCAAAACGGGAUUAUUGAGCAGGGCGCCAUCUUGGUUCAAAUCAUACAGGGACUUUUAUAUUGGCGCUGAAUCAUCGGCAAUACACAUCCUGAACAAACGACUUGCCAUUGUAUGCGAACGAGGAUUUGAGAUCAUUAGCUUGGAUACGCUGAGGAACCAUCCACUGCCAGAAUUAGACGAUCCGGAUUUCCAAUUUGUGCAAAAGCGUCAAGAUCAACUGAUACCCCUUGGCAUGUUCCGAUGUCAAAGCAAUUAUCUCCUCUGCUACAAUGAAUUUGCUUUCCUCGUUGAUAUGAAGGGCAGGUAUAUUCAUGGUCAACCAAGAAUCGAAUGGCAUGGCACACCACGUUCUGUUGCAUUCUGCUAUCCUUACGUGAUUGGAUUUGAUCCUAACUUUAUUGAAGUACGACAUGCGGAAACAAGCGAAUUGAUCCAAGUUCUUGAAGGAGCGGAUAUGCGAAUCUUAUACAGCAAAUCGGGCAUUGGAGCUUCUUCAACGGUGAUCCAUGGUUGCAUGACACAUUCCUUUAAACCUGACUAUCAUUACGUCUUCUCAUUGACACCUGCUUUCCAAUCCUCUGCAUAA